UUGUGGUAAUUGACGUGUUGGAAAGAUUUUGUUUUAAUUUUUUACAAAAGGGGGGCAUUUUAUUCUUUUACCAAAUUUGUCGAAACAUCACGCUGACGAAACCCGAUCUGAUGGAGCAUCUUUGGGAGACUCAUGGCCGCCGAUUGAGUGAGGCCGGUUUGAGACGAGGAUCAGAUAAUAGCGUGGUUCUGACGGAAGACACAGACAGCUUUAUAAUAGGUGAUCGAGUAUGGGUCGGUGGUACAAAACCUGGACAAAUCGCAUAUAUUGGCGAAACCCAGUUUGCUCCAGGCGAUUGGGCUGGCAUAGUACUCGACGAGCCUAUCGGGAAAAAUGAUGGUUCAGUUGCUGGUUCUCGCUAUUUCCAAUGCGAGCCCAAACGGGGUAUUUUUUCGCGUCUUUCUAGACUCACCAGGCAACCCUUGGCAGAUGUAGCCAAUAUGUCUCCGAAUUCACCAACUGAAAGUACAAGAUGCUCCCUCAACAAAUCCGUGUCUCCUUCGCUAAACACGUCGACUACAAGCCUUUCGUCGGUAUCUCACAAAGAACUCCGGAUAGGGGAACGAGUAAUAGUUUCCUCUAGCCAAGGAAGUAAAACAGGAGUUCUUAGGUUCCUGGGUACCACUGAGUUCGCACCUGGAGAAUGGUGCGGAGUUGAACUGGAUGAACCUCAAGGAAAAAACGAUGGAUCUGUUAACGAAACGAGGUAUUUUGAAUGCCAUCCUAAGCACGGCCUUUUUGCACCCGUACACAAAGUAAGUCGAUCGCCGUCAAACAAGAGAUCAAUGUGCAUGGUGCACAGGCCGACUGGGGCCGCUUUGAACUCUUCUUUAAGAAAGAUGGGUUCUCGGGAGUCCCUUGUCUCCGUCUCCAGUAUAGCCAGUACAUCUGCUAGUAUUGCCGGAAGAAGUGUUACCUCUACAUCCAGGAGGACAUCUGUGCUCACCUCGACGCCUGCUGGAAGGUCAAUGCAGGACAUACUAAAAGACAAGCAGCAGGAGAUUGAGACUCUUCGUAAAGAGAGAAAUUUGGAACGAGAGAGAGUUACAAAAGCUGCUAGUCAGGCAGAUCAGGCCGAGCAAUCUGCAAUAACCCUUAAAAAAGAAUAUGAUAAGUUUCGUCAAGAUAUGGAAAAAACUGUGCAAGAUUCGGAAAGUGCACUUGCCAUAUUGCUCGAUGAAAAAAAAAACCUUGGAAUGCAAUUGGAAGAGGAGAAAAGAAGAUGCGAAGAUCUUCUUUUUCGCUUCGAGGAAGAGUCUAUUUACAAAGAUGACAUUCAGAAACAGAAAAGUGAACAAAGUGUGAUAAAUGUAUUGAAUGAGAACAAAAUCAAGGAAAUUGAGAAGCAACUUUCAGAAGAAAGGGAGCGAGUUGUUCUACUUGAGAAAGAAAGUACAAAAUUGUUCGAAGCAGAAGAAGAGUUGGCACGACUUCGUGUGGAACUUCAAACGAUUCAAGAAAAAAAUCAAUCAAAAGACUUAAUAGAACACACUAAAAACUUGGAAGUUGAAAAAACUAAACUUGUGAAGCAAAUGGAAGAAAAGGACGUUGCAGUACAACGUUUUGUCGAAGAAAUGAACGAUCUCAAAGAACAGUUAAAUCGGAAAGAACAAGAAAGCCCUUCUCAAAAGGAUUCAGAAACAUGUUGGCAAAGAGUUGCAGAAGAAGCAAAACGUGUACUGCAAGAGAAGUGUGACAUCAUUGAUAAAAUGGAAAAGGAAUUUGCUCUUAACGCAGACACUUUAACUAAAGAAAUACAGCGACUAAAAAAAGUAAUCGAAUCUAUCACUAACCAGACUGCCAAAGAAAAAAAUGAUUUAAUCACAAAAUAUCAGAAAGCACUCAAGGAGAAAGAAAACGUAAUAUCUUCGAAAACUGAUGAAUUAUCUUCCGAAUUAGAAAAGCAAUUGGGUUCUCAGAAAGUAGCUUUGCAACAGCUUAAAGAUGAUAAUGUUAAACAUAUCAAUCAAUUAUCAGCUUCGUUUAAGGAGCAGUUAACUGAGAAGGAAAACCAUAUCCAAAGAAUCUCUUCUCAGCUGGAACAAAAAAUCGCUGAGACGGAUAAAUUGAUUAUUGAUGUGAAUGCUUUACAAAAUUCACAUAAGGGCGCUGAUGAAGAAAUUAGGAAGCUCUCAACCCAUAUUGAAGAACUAAAUACCAAAUUGAAAUUAACCGAGGAAAAUAAUAGUGUACUUAAUAUUAAAGUAAAAGAGCUACAUGUGACAUCGAAAGAGAGUAACACCAGAAUUCUUAAAGAGAAGUUUGAAUUGGAACAAAAAGUGGCUACAUUAUCUGCUAAAUUAGAAAACAGCAUAUUACAAUUAAACAAAUUAGACGAAGGCUUGAAAGCAAAAGAGACUGAAUUAGCGCAACUUCGAUGUGACAAAUCUGCAGAAAUAGAAGAAAUAACAAGUAAUCUACAGGGUCAAAUUGAGAAUAAGUGUAAAUAUAUACAAGAUAUGAGUGCUGAUGCUACUCAAAAGAGCUUAAGACUUACUAAUCUUGAGAAGGCAGUUGCCGAUCUUAAAAGUAGAAUAGUGAAUAAGGACGAAGAAAUAAAAAGUCUGUUAGAAAAAAUUUCAGAACUACAGGAUUCACUCACAUUGUCAGAACAAACUAAAUUUAAUCUCGAAAGUGAGCUCGGAAUAUAUGAAACUAAUGUGCAAGAUCUGAACCAUAAGUUAACACGAGAUGAAGGAGAAAUCUGUCAACUUACGGAGCAAAAGAAAAAAUUGGAAGAAGAAAUAUCCAAUAUAAUAAGUACAUCGGCAGACUCUUCAGAUCAGCUUACAGAGUACAACGAGGAUCUUCGCAACAAGGAAAAAGAACUGGACGUAUCACGAGACAAAAUAUUUAGCUUAGAAAAGUCAUUAUCCGCAACAGAAGCGAAAUUACAAGCCUUUGAUCAGAAUCUAGUUAAAACUUAUUCACUUGUCGAGAAGCUGAAAGCAAAAAACAAAAUUGUAAACUCCCAAAUGGAAGUUGAAAAGAACGAACUACAGUCUCUAUCAGGUCAGCUUAUUGAGUUCAAAAAAAGAGAAAAAGAGCAUCUCGAGGUCAUUAAGAAAAAUGAAAACGUUGAAAAAACUUUAAUACAGAAAGCUACUGAACUGAAUCAAUUAGCAGAAGCAUUAAAGAAAGCUGAGCAAGAUGACGCUCAACUGAAUGAAAAAAUGAUCACCUUAGAUAAUCAAUACAGAUAUGAGAAGCUGCAGCUUAAAAAGUCCGCUGACGAGGUAGAAUUAAGGCUCGUGGCCUCUGAAGAAAGAUUAAAGGUCGUAGAAUCCAUGAAAAAUCAACUAGAAGUGGAACAAAAUAUAAACAAAGAAGCUAUCAAAGAAUUACAUGAGAAACUGGAUUUGGAAGGAAAUUCACGAUCUCGUAUUGAAGCCGAAAUUGAAGCAAAACAGUUUAAAAUCGAUCAGAUGGAUAAUCAGAUUACAGAAUUGCGGAAAGAAAAAGAUGGGAUAAAUGCAUCAUUCAAAGCAGCUAACUUGAAGUAUGGUGAGACUCUCACUGAGUUGAUACUAUUGAAAUCGACCUAUUCGAAUACCACUUCAGAAACUUCGCUAGAACUUGCUAACGUAAAAAAACAACUAAUAAAUGCUGAAUCUGUUAAGGAUCAACUAGAAAAUUCGCUCAGUGAAUUGAACGCUGCAGUAAAUGAAUCAAGAAAUCAGUUAACUACAGUUACACAAAAUGCAAAACUAAUAGAGGAUAAAUUACGGGAAACCGAAAUUGUAGUUGAGGGAAAGAACGCGCAAAUUUUGAAGCUAGAAAAAGCUGUUGAAGGUUUGAAAGAAGAGAAAAAAUCAACGAAACAAGAACUUUCCGGUUUGCAACAAAACUUGAGUUCAAAAGAGCAAGAAGUAAUAAAUGAAGUUUCUGCAUUGAAGGAUAUUCAAAAAACGUCGGAGGAGAAAUUCACAAGUAAUCAAGUGGAGCUGAAAGCAAAACAAGAUCUUGUAAAGGAACUGGAGUGUACAAUCAAACAGAUGAAAAAAUCGAAGGAGUCUGCUCAUAUUUCGAAUGCUGCUUUCGGAUCAGAAAUCAAACAAAAAUCUUCGGAGAUGGAAGCAAGCCUUCGAAAGAACAAUGAGUUACAAGAGAGUAAGGAGCUGCUCGAAGCACUAGUAGAAAAGCAAAAAAAUGAAUUGAAUUUAAUGGAAACUCUCGUUGCUGAUCUGCAAACGAAACUUACUUCGUUGGAAGCAUCACAAACUCAAAAGUCAAAAUUAGAUCAAGAUCUAAAAAAUAAGGAAAUCAAAACGAAACAAAGUGAGAUAGACGAAGUAAGAAAAGAGAAUAAGAACAUGCAAACGGCGAAAAACAAUCUCGAGAAGAUCCUGAUGGAAACAGAGGAAAAGUUGGAAGUUUUGUCAAAUUCAGUGGAAUCCAAAGAGAAAGAGACAGAUAAAAAUGCACAGAACCUGGUAGAAAAGGUGAACUUAAUAUGUCAAGAAUGCUCGCAUCUGAAGGAAUCUCGAAGUCGUUUAGAACAAGAAAAUAAACAACUUAUGGACAAAUAUGCUAAAUCCACCGAAAGUUUGCAUCUAAUGAAUGUAAGCGCGAAAAAUAAGGGCAACGUCGAAAUGAAUGCAAAUACUAUUUCGAUUCAAGCAGCAGGCGAGGCAAAAGAGAAUACAAUGAGUCCAGAAUCAGAUUACAAGAAACUUUUGGAAGAAAAUGAAAUGGUCAAAGGUCAAAUUGAUUUCUUGAACUCUGUAAUAGUAGAUAUGCAGCGAAAGAAUGAAACUUUACUAUGCAAAAUUGAACUUCUAGAAUUGGGAAUGCCAGUCAAUGAGGCCGAUGACUAUAAUCGAAGUACCUUGGAAAAAAGACACGCUCCUCCUCGAAUGUUUUGUGACAUUUGUGACCAGUUUGAUUUACAUGAAACUGAAGAUUGUCCUCGUCAAUCUCAAGAAUAUCAACCAGAGCCGAAAAUUUCGAGACCUGAAAAGAAACCCCGAGUCGAGAGAGCGUAUUGCGAAAAUUGUGAAGUUUUUGGACAUGAUACCCAAUCAUGCGACGAUGCUGAAACAUUCUAAUGCUUCCUGCAGUCUGUUACACGUACUACUCUUGCCAAAAGGAGAAACGAAAGAAUAAUUGUUCAUUUUUCAGAGUAUAUUUUUCUACGCAUAACGAUUCAGGCUAAUGUUCAUUUUCCUAGAAUGAUUUUAGUUUUGAUUGAAAAACCGGCGGCUUCACAAACUUUUCAAGUAAGGUUUUGUAAAGAUACACUGCCUGUUACACUGUUUUUGAUCACCUCUUUUUUAUGACUGAUUAAGUUUUCCUUAUUUUAAUUAUGUCAGAGCUAAAAAGUUUAUUUUCAAAGCGUUGAAUCAUGUCAAAAUUCGGUAUAAAAUGAACCCAUAAUAAAGCCAAUUCGUCUAUUUUUUAAUUAGAUAUUGAAAGAAUAGUGUAUAUUUCAAAGUAUUCUUAAAUGUUCAAUAACUUCCGAAAUAAUCAACUCUAUGAUUAUAUGUACCAUAUAUUUUACUAAAACGUUUUUGUUACCAACAAGAAUAUAGCAAUCAUAGGGAUGCUCUUAAGACGUAUAAUUUCAGUACGAAAGAUGUCCGGAGAACGUCCUGUGUUUUUAAGACGUCUUAGAGACGUUGAUUUGACUGACAUUAGACAUCCAAGGAACAUCCCAAGAACGUUCUUAGUAUUUUCAUGGUUUUGUGUCCACUGGGUAUACAAUAAAUGUUUGAUUCAAUCCAGCACGUGUGUAAAAUUAACUUAAACCGAUAUACAAUAGAAACUUAGCAAUUGGAAGAUUGUAGUAGAUACUCUGCACAUUGUAAUUAUGUAUAUGUUUUCUCAUACGGUUUAACCGAUACCCCAUAUUUAUUAUUUUAAUCAUGUGCGUCGUUAAGCGCUUCCAAAGUUGAAUUGUUGAGUACUUUGAAUAAAGAUUCAUCGAAACUGUAA
Belonocnema kinseyi is the source of this 5934-nucleotide messenger RNA. RefSeq names its product restin homolog (gene CLIP-190). Gene Ontology annotation, molecular function: microtubule plus-end binding. Gene Ontology annotation, biological process: cytoplasmic microtubule organization. Gene Ontology annotation, cellular component: microtubule plus-end; cytoplasm; nucleus. NCBI's taxonomy places the organism in Eukaryota, Metazoa, Arthropoda, Insecta, Hymenoptera, Cynipidae. The record is from RefSeq and is a predicted model, not a curated record. Bases 111 to 5048 code for a protein of 1645 amino acids. The transcript has 21 exons.